Molecule: messenger RNA, 687 nt
Organism: Rhagoletis zephyria (snowberry fruit fly)
Lineage: Eukaryota; Metazoa; Arthropoda; Insecta; Diptera; Tephritidae
Biological process (GO): DNA integration
Molecular function (GO): nucleic acid binding
Source: RefSeq, a predicted model, not a curated record
AUGCUAGGCAUAACUCACCUGCGUACAACGGCAUACCAUCCGCAAGCGAACGGGAUCAUCGAACGUUGGCACCGUUCCCUGAAAACGGCGGUAACUUGCCACGAACGAGAAGACUGGAGUUAUCGCCUGCCUAUAAUACUCCUAGGACUUCGCACAGCAUUUAAGCCCGACAUCGGAACAACUGCCGCGCAACUCGUUUACGGCGCCAAUCUAAGAUUACCGGGACAGUUUUUUAAUGGCAGCCAGAACCAUCGACCACAAUCGGAUUUCGCUAAACAGCUCGGCGAUAUAAUGCAGGACAUACGUCCAACUCAAACCGCGAACCACGACAGUACCAAAACCUUUGUAUUCAGCAAAUUGGCGGACGCAACGCAUGUCUUCGUGCGUAACGACAAAGUGCGGCCAGCGUUCCAACCGCCAUACGACGGCCCAUACUCCGUAAUCUCCAGACACCCAAAGUAUUUCACCGUCCAAAUCAACCGCAAUAGAGUAAAUAUAUCAAUAGAUCGACUUAUACCAGCUUUCAUCGAAUCACACCAAUCGGAUAUACAAUCGCCGACAAUUUUAACUCAACAAAAUUCAGUCCAGUUGCACAUGACUUCAUCAUCAAGUCAUAGUCCCACAGUCAAUACACCAAUAAAUCGCCUCGGACGUAAAAUAAGACUUCCCGUCCGUUUCAGAACGUAA